AUGCUAGCCUCACGCGCCCUCCACUUCCGGACCUCCCUCUCCACCCUCUCCGCCGCCAGCACCUCCAGGAGUCGCCACGUCCUGAAAUCAAUCUACGCUGCCGAGCGCGAAGAAGGGAUGGGCGCAACCGUCCGCAGAUCCCUCGGCACAAUCCAACAACACCACGACGACCCCUUCCUCCUCCUCGACGAGUUCUGGGUCGGUUCUCAAGGCGGUUUCCCGGACCACCCUCAUCGUGGGUUCGAGACCGUGACUUAUCUGUUUCGGGGUCAGAUGCAGCAUGAGGAUUUUGCGGGGCAUAAGGGAACCAUUGGACCAGGGGACUUGCAAUGGAUGACUGCGGGGCGCGGGGUUGUUCAUUGUGAGAUGCCUGGCUCUGCUGUUGCUGCUACCGCUGCCAAGGGGAAGAUUGAUCACCAAGCAGGAGCAGGAGCAGGAGUGAGUACAAGCAAAGACAAGUCGAGUCUGAGACCGAGCCAGGACCCAGAGGCAACACACGGUCUUCAGCUGUGGGUCAACCUCUCCCAAAAGGACAAACGUUGCGACCCAGCCUACCAAGACCUUCGCGACGACCAGAUCCCACGUGCAAAACCACAGAACGGAGUCGAGGUGAAAGUCAUUGCAGGGGAGGCUCAUGGGGUCAAGAGUGAAGUCUAUACCCGGACGCCGACCAUGUACCUCGACUACCGGAUGAGGAAGAACCAGACUGUCGAGCAGGCUGUUCCCAAGGAUUAUUCGGGAUUCGUCUACAUGCUCUCCGGGAAGGCUUAUUUCGGCGGCGAUAAAGGAUUGACCAGGACAAUUGACAACAACAACGGCGAAGAAAACAAGAAAGCGGUCGAUCUGCUCAGGAACCAUGCAGUCGUCAACAGCACACCGGACCAACCCUUCAAGGGUCAAGCCCACCAAGCCCUGAUCCUCUCACGCGACGACGGGACGGACCACCUCCGAAUCGAGACCACCGACGAAGAAGCCCAUUUCGUGAUCCUCCUUGGAGAACCGCUCAAGGAACCCAUUGUGAUGGACAGGCUAUUUAUCAUGAACACCAAGGAGGAGACCCAGCAGGCGUUGCAGGAUUUCCGAGAGGCCAAGAAUGGGUUUGAGAGGGCCAAAGAGUGGCGGUCAACCAUCGCACCCAAGGGCUAUCGUUUGAAGUUUUGA
Molecule: messenger RNA, 1161 nt
Organism: Linnemannia hyalina
Lineage: Eukaryota; Fungi; Mortierellomycota; Mortierellomycetes; Mortierellales; Mortierellaceae
Source: the annotation of a GenBank genome assembly